GUUUUUUAAUAAAAACCAUUCACAAAUUACAAUUCAGAGAAUGCUGUACAAAUUCUACUCAUUUAAAAGAGCAUAAUUUCAGUAAAAUUAAACGAUUUUAUACAGCUGUCAAUUGAUAUUCUAUCGAAAUUUGCCCAAACGUUGACAAAUUUUUCAACGCCCAAAAAAAUUACUGGAAGGUCUUGCAACUGCAGCUAGUUUUGCUGAACGAUCGGGGUCAGGUUCCGACAAAAUUAAGCAACGAUGGUCGAUACACAUAUCAUUCCAAACGAGAGAACCAGCGAAGCGAUAUCACUUGAUAAUUUCGACUCUUCGAUGAAUAGUUCAGGGGACACUUUUCGUCCUUUUAACUCUUCGGCCGAGCAGGUCGAGGACUUCGAUUUCAGUGUCUUGGUAAACGUGAUCCGGCUGUGCAUAGCGUUCGUCGGGAUCCUUGCCAAUGGGGUACUGUUCGCAGUUUUUGGCUACUUUCCCAUAUUCAACAUUCCUUCCAAUCACUUUAUUUUAUCCCUCGCAAUCAAUGACGUAAUGUCACUGACGUAUGACGUAAUGUUUAUCUUCCUGCAUUACGUCACCCCUGGAUUGGCCAAUGAGAUCCCGUGUAUGGUGUCUAACUUCGGCAUCUAUUUCGUGGUCAUUAAUCUGACCCAGUUGGCGGCCAUAGCGGUGGAGAGAUUCCUCUUCAUAAGGAGACCCCUUCACUACUACCAGUUAAUUACAAAAUGGAAACCCAUGCUUAUCUACGGAUCAUGGCUUGUUCCGGCGGGACUGUUUGCCCCCCUCGUGUGGUUGAUGCAGUGUGAACAAGUGGGUCCUCGGCCUCUGUUCAUGAGUCUGUUCGGCAGCUACCUCCUUCUCGGCUUCCUCUCCAUCGCAUAUCUCUACUUCCUCGUGUUCCGAUCAGCCCACGACCAGAUGAAGAGCAUGAUAUCAGCAUACCCACACGUGCAAAACAGCGACGACAUGGGACACAACGUGAAGCUGCUGCGUGGCUACUUUCUAAUUGUGGGCUCCACGUUCGUCGCCUACUCCCUCCCCAUUUCCAUCUUCGUCGCAUUCGCAGUCCACCCCUCCCUCCUCCCCACCCUCAUGAAGAUCAAACAUCUGGCCGCCGUGCUGGCAACCAUGAACAACUCCAUCAACCCUUUCGUCUACUUCUUCUGCCAGAAAACAUUCAAGGACUGUGUCACUAAACUUGCCCUGAAGAUGCGGAGAUGUCGAGACACUUUGGGCAUGGCGGACACCAACGGGGUUGCAUUGGGGGGACGAGAUAUGCAUGACAACUGCCGCCUCAACUCGUUCCAAUUACACCGACCUCAAAAUUCAAAUGAGUCACAACACAUUAACUCUCACUGUGUAUAGAUAUAGGUUGAAGCAAGAUUUUCAGAUCAGUUAAAAUUUCUAAUGGGCUCUUCGAAUCGCU
This is a messenger RNA of Symsagittifera roscoffensis, 1423 nucleotides long. RefSeq names its product melanopsin-A-like. Gene Ontology annotation, biological process: G protein-coupled receptor signaling pathway. The record is from RefSeq and is a predicted model, not a curated record. The coding region runs from base 244 to 1362 and encodes 372 amino acids. NCBI's taxonomy places the organism in Eukaryota, Metazoa, Xenacoelomorpha, Acoela, Convolutidae. Gene Ontology annotation, cellular component: plasma membrane. Gene Ontology annotation, molecular function: G protein-coupled receptor activity. The transcript is spliced from 5 exons.